AUGCUCUUUAAAAUUGUUCGGAAUGCUUUAAUCACAUUUCAAAAAUCCACUCCCAAGUUUUAUUUCAAUCAGACUAUUGAGCCAAAACAAUAGCAAUCACAACAGGAUGAAAUGUAUUCAACUGUAUUAGCUACAGAACAAUACAAGUACAAAUUUAAUUAUAUUUGUGGUUGAU
Molecule: messenger RNA, 175 nt
Organism: Paramecium octaurelia
Lineage: Eukaryota; Ciliophora; Oligohymenophorea; Peniculida; Parameciidae
Source: the annotation of a GenBank genome assembly